AUGCAGUGGGCCGUGGGCCGGCGGUGGGCGUGGGUCGCGCUGCUUCUGGCUGCCGCGGCGGUGCUGACCCAGGUCGUCUGGCUCUGGCUGGGUACGCAGAGCUUCGUCUUCCAGCACGAAGAGAUCGCGCAGCUGGCGCGGCAGUACGCCGGGCUGGACCACGAGCUGGCCUUCUCUCGGCUGAUCGUGGAGCUGCGGAGGCUGCACCCAGGCCAUGUGCUGCCCGACGAGGAGCUGCAGUGGGUGUUCGUGAACGCGGGCGGCUGGAUGGGUGCCAUGUGCCUUCUGCACGCCUCGCUGUCCGAGUAUGUGCUGCUCUUCGGCACCGCCCUGGGCUCCCGCGGCCACUCGGGGCGCUACUGGGCUGAGAUCUCGGACACCAUCAUCUCUGGCACCUUCCACCAGUGGAGAGAAGGCACCACCAAAAGUGAGGUCUUCUACCCAGGGGAGACAGUGGUGCACGGGCCUGGUGAAGCAACGGCUGUGGAGUGGGGGCCAAACACAUGGAUGGUGGAGUACGGCCGGGGUGUCAUCCCAUCUACCCUGGCAUUCGCACUGGCUGACACUGUCUUCAGCACCCAGGACUUCCUCACCCUCUUCUAUACUCUUCGCUCCUAUGUCCGGGGCCUUCGGCUUGAGCUCACCACCUACCUCUUCGGCCAGGACCCCUAACCAGCCAGGCCUGAAAGAAGACCUGUGGAAGGACAGGAGCGGGCAGGCCCGCACACAUCCACUUGCUGGAGCCCAUGUGCAUAGACAAGGACAUACUCACACCAUGCAGAUACUGAGCUCCUGCUGUGUGAGCAGGGACAUAUAUGCUUAUACUUCCAAACACAGAGACUGUGGGAACAAAUGGGACACACAUAUAGAAACUGAGACCUGUGUGUAAGGCAAGAUCAUGCACUCACACCCAUCCAGAGAGGGAACUCCACAUAUACCAAGGGGGCCAGUCAUGUUCAAACACACACCACAAGCUGGACUCACUAACUCAGGCCUUUCCAGAGCUUCCUGCCUCCACUCAGGGCUCUGGAGUUAAGGAUGGGGGUGGGUAUUACUCUCUGCCUCAGUCCUACUCCUCAGCCCAGCAGCAGUUUGGGAGGGUGAGGGGCAAAAGGAGCUGCCCUUUGGAAGCCACUUCACCUGCAGCUAUGAUGCCCUUCCCCUUCAGUUCCCCUGUCCUCACCAUAUGCCUUAUUCCCAUUCCACUCCCCUGCUAUGCAAGUGCUCCUGUGGCUUAUCCCCCACCCCUUCAGCAACCAAGUCAUCUGGGAACCAGAGGAAUGUGGAGAGUGCUGAAGUCAAAGAGUCUUCCAUCCCUAAGAGACCCCCAUUCCUCCCUUGGGGUUAUGAUAGGGAAGCUGGCCUCAGACCAGGGACCACUGAGGAGAUGACCUGGAGUGGGGGGCCUGGUUCCAAGGGGUCAUCCCUGGCCUACAGAAGGCUUUUUCUGUGCACACACUUACCCCUAUCACAAUUUCCAGACACUGCCCCUGCUGCAUUCUCUGUCCAUCAGUCUUUCUGUUAAUAAAGAUUUGUUGAACAGUUCCA
Molecule: messenger RNA, 1548 nt
Organism: Galeopterus variegatus (Sunda flying lemur)
Lineage: Eukaryota; Metazoa; Chordata; Mammalia; Dermoptera; Cynocephalidae
Gene: SIGMAR1
Product: sigma non-opioid intracellular receptor 1
Exons: 5
Coding region: 308-889 (193 amino acids)
Cellular component (GO): endoplasmic reticulum
Source: RefSeq, a predicted model, not a curated record